This is a messenger RNA of Glycine soja, 1405 nucleotides long. RefSeq names its product E3 ubiquitin-protein ligase MIEL1-like. Gene Ontology annotation, biological process: ubiquitin-dependent protein catabolic process; protein ubiquitination. The transcript is spliced from 12 exons. Lineage: Eukaryota; Viridiplantae; Streptophyta; Magnoliopsida; Fabales; Fabaceae. The coding region runs from base 191 to 994 and encodes 267 amino acids. Gene Ontology annotation, molecular function: zinc ion binding; ubiquitin protein ligase activity. Gene Ontology annotation, cellular component: nucleus. The record is from RefSeq and is a predicted model, not a curated record.
UUGGUUAGUAGCCAAAGAUUUUUGAUACUAUUACAUUACAUUGCAUUAAAAUACUACUACAUAAUAACAACAAUGGCUUGCUCCUCCUCCUCCUUCCUCUUUCUUUGUCAAUAUCAACACCAACAGAAUCUUCCCAUUUCAGGAAACUCUUCUCUCAGCCUUCCUUCCCGGCCUUUCUUUUCCAAAACUCAUGGAAGGUUCUAUCCUUGAACGUCUUGAUUUUGGGAAGAUGGGAUACGGGUGCAAGCAUUAUAGAAGAAGAUGCAGGAUUAGAGCACCAUGUUGCAAUGAGCUCUACUUUUGCCGCCAUUGUCAUAACGAGGCAACGAGCAUGCUGAGCAACCCUUUUGAUCGGCACGAACUCAUUCGCCAGGACGUUCAACAUGUUGUUUGUACAGUUUGUGACACAGAGCAGCCAGUUGCUCAAGUUUGCACAAACUGUGGUGUCAGAAUGGGAGAAUAUUUCUGCAGCAUCUGCAAAUUCUUCGAUGAUGAUACCGGGAAACAACAGUUUCAUUGUGAUGAUUGUGGGAUUUGUAGAAUUGGUGGUCGAGAGAAUUAUUUCCACUGCAAUAAGUGUGGGUCUUGCUAUUCAACUAGUCUGCGUGAUAAUCAUAUGUGUGUGGAGAAUUCCAUGAGGCAUCAUUGCCCCAUUUGUUAUGAGUACCUUUUUGACUCAUUGAAAGACACUGCUGUUAUGAAAUGUGGUCACACAAUGCAUAGUGAAUGUUACCUAGAGAUGCUAAAGCGUGACAAGUAUUGUUGUCCCAUAUGCUCAAAGUCGGUGAUGGACAUGUCUAGGGCAUGGAAGAGAAUUGAUGAAGAGAUUGAAGCAACUGUCAUGCCUGAUGAUUAUCGGUACAGAAAGGUUUGGAUACUCUGUAAUGACUGUAAUGACACAACUGAAGUUUACUUCCAUGUUCUUGGGCAAAAAUGUGGUCACUGCAGUUCAUAUAAUACUCGCGCUAUAGCUCCCCCUGUUCUUCCUCAAUGACCAGAUACUUAUGGUUUUGGAGACAAAAUUUUCCGGGCAGUAAAUUAAAAUUAUGACUCAUUUAUUGUAGAGCCUUAUUUGAUUCAUCAUCAAGAUUAAUGAUGUACUAUGCCCUGAAACUUAUCUUGGGUUAUUCUUCCUCCACCAUUUGGAGUGGGACUAGUGGUUUUGUUAUGAGGCACUAAUUGGGCUGAUAUAAACAUGGGUAUACUGUAAUAUAGAGAAUGUGGUUUAGUCAGCAUGAGCUACUAGUAAUUGUGUUUACUAGUGAUGUAUUGAUGUUGGAGGAUGGAUUGGCUUGUCUUUGCCAUUAUUGAAUUUAAUCAACACAACUCAAUGAUUUCUUCCCUGCAUAAAUCAAUCAUAUGCUAUUACCUUUAUAGUGAUUGAUUUGUUAUGAUUCAACGUACA